This is a messenger RNA of Aspergillus melleus, 2010 nucleotides long. RefSeq lists its product as uncharacterized. Bases 950 to 1888 code for a protein of 312 amino acids. NCBI's taxonomy places the organism in Eukaryota, Fungi, Ascomycota, Eurotiomycetes, Eurotiales, Aspergillaceae. Gene Ontology annotation, molecular function: protein binding. The transcript has 3 exons. The record is from RefSeq and is a predicted model, not a curated record.
CAGGACCGUAAAGAGACACGUCUUUCACUCUGUCUUCAGUCUCGACAUUCCUGUUCAAUGUCUCAAAUUUAUCCCACCCGCUCAAAGUGACCCAGAUCAAAUCUCCCCUUUCGGAGUAUUGUUCCUCGGGAUCCACCGGUGCACAUCCUCGGAACCUUUUCUAAGAGACUCCUGAACCAAAGACUCGGGGCACUAAACAGUACAUGUGAUGGGGAUCUUGCAUCAGCUGGAGUCGCUUCUCAACGGCUAAUUUGGUUUGGUGAGAUAAGCGCCAGUCCCUUAGCCUAAAUGAUAGCUUCAUAGACCCAGACCACCCACUCGAACUAUUCCUCACUGAACAUGAACAACCGUUCCACGUGGUUGAUAAUUAACAGUAGUUGUUUCAAUGCUAUUAGGAUUACUCAAUCAGCUACUCAGAUAGUGGGGGAUGGUCUCUUCAAAUGACUAUCUACAAGCGAUGAGAUCUUGGUAUUCGGAGCCCUUGGAAUAUGACCUAAUGCGACCAAUCGAAGAGGACGUUGGGGACUUCUUCCUUGUAAUUGCUGGCUGGCUAUGCUCUUAAGAUUCAAAGUAAUGCUUCAGGACUAUUACCAUCCGCAAAGCAAUCUGGCGUCUUUCGUAGAAAGAAGUACCACUACUUCAUACUUCUCCGUAGAUUCAGCGCAGUGCGGGUCCUCCCGCUCGUUCCAUCGUUGCUAGCGGUACGUCACCUGCGAGCUCACCUGUUCGAAUCUCUUCACCUCUACUAUUUCUACCUCGACCGAUCACCCUUGCCUCUUUUUUGUACCUUCACAUUAUCCCCUUAAACUGAAACACUUUGUUUUUACAGUUACCUUUGCAUUUUUUGGACAAAGCACUCGCUUGAUAUAUUACCCCGCACCCCAAAGCGUCACGUCUCGAUCGCAUUCUUUCACCUUCCAUCUACCGACAUCAUCGAGUGCAGUGCAAAAUGGGCUCCUCCGAUCUAGACCAGCUCAUUGAGAUGGGCUUUGACAAGGAGAGGGCAGAGAUGGCCGUGGCCAAGAGUGGUGGUUUGCAAGGUGCGCUCGAAUGGCUCGAACAAAACCAAGACAAAUCAAUCGAAGAGAUCAAAGCGACUGCAGCCAACGAUGAUGCCGGGGAGGAGGGUCCCCCGUUGCAGCCUGGCGAAGAAGCGAGAAGUCUGGUUUGCAAUGAAUGUGGCAAGAAGUUCCGAAGCCAUGCACAGGCCGAAUUCCACGCCUCCAAGACCCAGCACGUCGACUUCGAGGAAUCCACGGAAGAACUGGCACCGUUGACCGAGGAGGAAAAGAAGGCAAAAUUGGAAGCGCUUCGGGCGAAGUUGGCAGAGAAGCGGGCUGGACAGUCUGAACAAGACAAGGCCGACAAGAAGAGAAACGAGGAAAUCCGACGAAAGAGCAACAAGGAAUCACAGGACGCCAAGGAGGAGCUCCAGAGAAAGCAGCAAAUGAAGGAGGCGGCCAAAAAGAAGAAGGAGAAGCAGGAUGACAUCGAAGCCAAACGGCGCGUCAAGGCCAAGAUUGAGGCGGACAAGGAAGAGCGGCGUUUGAAGGCCGAGCGGGAACGAGCAGAACGAGCUGGUGCGGCGCCUCCUGCUCAACCGGCAGCUGCUUCCUUGCCCACAAGCUCUGGCCCCGUGGCGUCCAAACCGGCUUCGGCGUACACGGAAACUCGUUUGCGAUUCCAGACCUCUAAAGGAAACGUCAUGAAGACCCUCCCGGUGGACACCACUCUAUUCGAGGUUGCUUCGGCUUUGGAGCAGGAGGACGGUGUCCAGGUCCAGAGCUUCUUGCAGACAUUCCCAAGGAAGGUUUUUGACCAGGAGUUCUUCGGAGAAUCUCUUAAGGACCUUGGUCUCAUUCCCAGCGCUAGUCUCGUAAUCCAGUGAUCUUAGCUGCGGUGGGCCUACAUCACAUCUAGCUGUAAUGAAACAUUUGCUAUGAUAUUGACAAGUAUAGAAGAGAGUUUAGACAGUUUGGAUUGAGAAAUAAAUGAAAUUUCCCUUGGAAU